Molecule: messenger RNA, 1503 nt
Organism: Rhinocladiella mackenziei CBS 650.93
Lineage: Eukaryota; Fungi; Ascomycota; Eurotiomycetes; Chaetothyriales; Herpotrichiellaceae
Product: 6-phosphogluconate dehydrogenase (decarboxylating)
Exons: 3
Coding region: 1-1503 (500 amino acids)
Biological process (GO): pentose-phosphate shunt, oxidative branch; pentose-phosphate shunt
Cellular component (GO): cytosol
Molecular function (GO): NADP binding; phosphogluconate dehydrogenase (decarboxylating) activity
Source: RefSeq, a predicted model, not a curated record
AUGGGUUCUGUGGGGCCGCUUCAAUCAUUGGAAAUUACCAAGAUUGGUGUCAUUGGCACUGGGGUGAUGGGUAGCAUGUUGUCUCUUUUGUUCGCUGAACAUGCUGGAGUUGAUGUAUCCAUAUACGACCGCUCAGAAACGAGCAUGCAGCUCGCAGUCGAAAAGGCCAACAAGGCAGGAUUGGGGGACAGAGUACAUGCGUGUAAGGAUUAUGAGACAUUGUGUCAAAGCUUGGGCUCCCCCAAAAUCUUCCUGUUCAGCCUUCCUCACGGUCCUCCUGGAGAUCGUGUUGUACGGACACUGGAACCCUAUCUCAGAAAAGGGGAUGUGGUGAUUGAUGGAUCCAACGAGAACUUUCAUGUAACGCAGAAGCGCCAGGCAUUCCUCCAACCCAGAGGCGUGUCCUAUAUUGGAAUGGGAGUUUCAGGGGGGUUCAAUGGUGCUCGUCAUGGACCAUCUCUGAUGCCCAGUGGAGAUGAAUGGGCACUCGAUCGACUGAUGCCAUUGUUGACCAAAAUUGCCGCCAAAGAUGAACUCGGAAGACCCUGUGUCACCAAAAUUGGUACCGGAGGAAGCGGUCAUUAUGUUAAAAUGAUCCAUAAUGGGAUUGAACAUGGAGUCAUGUCGGUCCUAUGUGAGGCAUGGGAGAUCAUGGACUCGUGUUUGAGGAUGACUGGCGACGAGAUUGGAGACGUUUUCGAGAGCUGGAAUGAGAAAGGAGAGUUGAGAAACAAUUUCCUCGUUGCUAUCAGUGGACCGAUCUGCCGUACGAGGAACGAAGACGGAAAUGGUUUUCUGCUUCAUGAUAUCGGAGAUGCCGUGGUCCAGGAUGCCAAUGAUUCUGAGGGAACAGGAGUGUGGGCGAACCUGGAAGCUGUAUCUUCCCAUGUCCCUGCUCCGAGUCUCACUGCGGCGCAUUAUUUGCGGCUGGCAUCUGCUAAUGUUGGGCAAAGACGGCAAGUCGGAAACUCUCUAGGUGCCGUGUCGCCGGGGAAAAUCAUCCUGGAUAGGAACCAGAGGCAAAGCUUCCUGGAAGACCUCCGGAAGGCUGUCUACGCCACUGUUCUUCUCUGCUUCAUCCAAGGCCUGGACCUAUUGCGGCAGGCAUCAGAGCGGCAGGGCUGGGGGAUCGAUCUGGAGCAAGUUGUUCGAAUCUGGAGAGCGGGAUGCAUUAUCAAAUCUGACGACAUCACCGAUCUAUUCGAACGACACUACGCGAGAAGCCCGGGUCAACAUCCCUUAUUGGGAACGGAAAUAUGCAGUGAACUCCGGCGAUGCUGGCCAUCUCUCAAAACUGUCGUCCUCAAAGGUCUGGAAGUGGAUGCUCAUUUACCAGCUCUUGGUGCCAGUUUAGAAUAUCUGAAGUAUUCCGGAUCCACCAACCUUCCGACCAGUUUCAUGGAAGCACAACUAGAUGCCUUCGGGGCUCACGGGUAUGAGCUGAAAGGAGAGCAGAACGGGUACAUGGCCAAGGGCAAACACCACAGCCACUGGUCACAAUGA